This is a messenger RNA of Colletotrichum siamense, 264 nucleotides long. RefSeq lists its product as uncharacterized. Lineage: Eukaryota; Fungi; Ascomycota; Sordariomycetes; Glomerellales; Glomerellaceae. Bases 1 to 264 code for a protein of 87 amino acids. The transcript has 2 exons. The record is from RefSeq and is a predicted model, not a curated record.
AUGCGCGUUGACGACUCGACUUACACAUACGAGCCGCGCGAGGUUGAGCUGCGCGUCCCCCGGUACUUUCGCCGCAGGGAGGUAGACAUUCACCGGAUUGCCUUUCCAGGUCGUCCCGACACGGCCAAGCUGUUCGCCGCGAAGCAGCUUCGCCUUGUUCCUGUUAUUGCCCUUGACUGGCAGUCGCGGUGUCUUUCUCUGUGCUGCGACCCGGCAUCCCUGUCGCGCUACACUGCCUUAGCUCCAGGUCGGCGUCGCUGCUAA